CGGCUUCCGCGCCGGGACUGGCAACUUUCCAAUUAACCAGGCCGGCCCUAAAUCUCCGGCAUGGCCGCGCCGCUGGUGCCGCGCUCCAGUGAGAGCGGCGGCUGGCCGGAGCAUGGCGGCGCCGGGCCGGGGGCGAGGCGGCUGGCCACGGCGCUGCUGUUCCUGGCGGCCGUCGCGCUGCCGUGCCUCGUGCUGUACCGCGCCGUCGCGCCCGCCGGGGUGCUCGUCCAGCCCGCCGCCCGCCUGCCGUGGCUGCGGGCCGCCGCCGCGCCGCCGCACGAUGACGACUACGACGUCGACCUGGUGCAGGAGAACGACAGCGAGGACGUGAGGCUGGAGCGGGUGCUCCGGGCGGCGGCGAUGGCCAACGACACGGUGAUCCUGACGACGCUCAACUCGGCGUGGGCGGAGCCGGGGUCCGUGGUGGACGUGUUCCUGGAGAGCUUCCGGGUGGGCGAGCACACGAGGGAGCUGGUCGACCACCUCGUCAUCGUCUCGCUGGACCUCGCCGCGCACCGCCGCUGCAAGCAAAUCCACGCGCACUGCCUGGCCGUGGCCACGGAGGGCGUCGACUUCUCCGGCCAGAAGAACUUCAUGACGGACGGGUACCUGCGGAUGAUGUGGCGCCGGAUCGACUUCCUCCGGCAGGUCCUGGAGAAGGGCUUCAGUUUCAUUUUCACGGACACCGACAUCGUGUGGCUGCGCAGCCCGCUGCCGCGCCUCUACGCCGACGGCGACUUCCAGAUCGCCUGCGACCACUUCACCGGCGACCCCGACGACCUCGGCAACUCGCCCAACGGCGGCUUCGCCUACGUGCGCGCCAACACCGAGACGGUGGAGCUCUACAGGUACUGGUACGCGGCCAGGGAGCGCCACCCGGGCCUGCACGACCAGGACGUGCUCAACCUCAUCAAGGGCGACCGCUACCUCGCCGAGGUCGGCAUCCGGAUCAGGUUCCUCAGCACCGAGUUCUUCGGGGGAAUCUGCGAGCCCAGCCGGAACCUCAGCGCCGUCUGCACCAUGCACGCCAACUGCUGCGUCGGCCUCGGCCCCAAGAUCGCCGACCUCAAACUCAUGCUCCACGACUGGAGGAGGUUCAUGUCGCUCAGGGACCGUGACAAGCACUCUGCAUCAUGGAGCGUGCCCCGGAACUGCAGGCGCCCUGAAUAAAGUGGAGCAGUAGGAGAGGCUGAGGGAGGAUCAUUUCUUACACAAGAGUGCCAAGUCCAGUAGACACCGGAUUCGUACGCGUUUAUUACCAAGUGAUUAGCUUCUGACCGAGGAGACAACAUCGGAGGUGUGUAAAGAUCGUGUGUUCUGACAACAAACAUCGGUGCUUCUUAGUACCGUAGCCCAUAUAUUCACAUAUACACUCACUAGAUGGCAGUUGCCAACCUAGCUAGUGAUUGCAACCAAAUGUACUCAAGUGCUAAUGGAAUUGUUCUUCAGUUC
Messenger RNA from Hordeum vulgare subsp. vulgare (domesticated barley), 1452 nucleotides. RefSeq lists its product as uncharacterized. The transcript has 3 exons. The record is from RefSeq and is a predicted model, not a curated record. Bases 61 to 1170 code for a protein of 369 amino acids. NCBI's taxonomy places the organism in Eukaryota, Viridiplantae, Streptophyta, Magnoliopsida, Poales, Poaceae.